CGUGAUCAACUCGCCCCCGCACCGCACCGUCUCGCCCAGCGACGCCCGUACCCCGCACGUCGUCCGUCACAGCGACCUCGCCGCACUCAUCAACGUCAAGCUCUCAUAAGGGACAGGUUCGCCGCCACUUCUCUCCCAUCGCCGCCGGCAUCGACCAGUGAUCACUACUCGAACAGAACCGCUCUCAACGCUCGGCAUCCACCAUGGCUACUGCGCCCCCUACUCAACAUGAUCCCACCCUCUCACACAUCUCUGCCGGACCGCCCCCGCCUCAGUCCGCCUCUGGCGCACAGCCCGCGCCAGGUAUGCCAGGCGGCGAGGUCCCACCUGGUAUGCCCGUUGGUCUCGCCUCCGCACAGGUGAUGGAGUUGCUGAGGAAUCUGCCUGGGAUCAACUUGCCUAGGGGUGACCUGAAGGACACAGCUGCUGUGGAAGCCCUCCAGAAUCUUGCGCAGACAACAUUCCAGGGACAUCCUCCACAUCCAGGUCACAUCCCCCACCCCCAGCAACCUCCUCCGCCGCAUUACAUGGUCCACCCUCAACAGCACCCGCAUUCCCACGUCAUGGCUAACGAGCCCGGGCCCUCUUCUCAUCCUCGCGGACCUCCUAACCUCGGCCAACUCGCCAACACUGCUCUCCAGAACUCUCCAUCAAACGCCCAGCCAACCAUGCGCACGCGUAGCCAGGAUGGCGUGCCAGACGGCGUUCCCUCUGCGGGAGAUGGCGAAGCUGCGUCUGCUGCCAACGGUGGUUCGGGCGGGGAGGGGGAUUCAACAGAGAAGGUUGGUGCGGUGAAGUCUGCGACAGCGGGACGGAGGGGAGGUCGAAACGCGACUAUGUCGAAUGACGAAUGGACGAGACAGAGAAAGGAUAACCACAAAGAAGUUGAGCGCCGGCGGCGCGGCAACAUUAACGAGGGGAUCAACGAGCUUGGACGCAUCGUGCCGAACGGGUCGGGCGAGAAGGCCAAGGGCGCGAUCCUCUCGCGCGCAGUUCAGUACAUUCACCACCUAAAGGAGAAUGAGGCGCGCAACAUCGAGAAGUGGACACUCGAGAAGUUGCUCAUGGACCAGGCGAUGGGUGAUCUCCAAGCGCAGCUCGAAGAGAUGCGCCGGAUGUGGGAGGAGGAGCGCAUCGCGCGCCAGCGCGCCGAGAGCGAACUCGAGGUGCUCAGGGGACUCCAACAGGGACUGCCCCUCGGCGCAGCUGCUGCUGCUGCUGCAGCGGCGGUGGCAGCUGCGAAUGGAAAUGCGCUGUCGUCGACCGGUGAAGGCGCUGGUAACAAGACGGCCGACACGUCCGCAAGCUCACCUAACGCUGACAAGACCAAGUCGCCCAAGUCCCCCGAUACACAAAAGGAGGGUGGCAAGCGAGAUAGAGAAGAUGCACAGCAGGGUACGGCCGCUGCGUUAGGCGAGCAGUCCGGAGAGGUCGAGGCGAAGAGGCCGCGGAUUGAGUGAAGGUCGCCCCCGGAUGCUUCUCGACGUUCAAGCUUUCUUCCUUCUUCUUUCUUCGUGUCUCUGUGUGAUCGUCCGCUGUCCUCAUGUUGUCGGUUCUUGUUGGGCCAGCUCGGCUGUCCUCGCACGGUGUUGGGACGUUGGAAACGUUAAUGUCCAUUAUGUUGAUGAGCGCUAUGCCUGCCUCUUGUAUGUCGCAUGUGUACUUGUAGUGAAUGUCGAUUUUCUCCGCUUGCAGGACAUGCAACGAUCGAUUUCUAUUAGAGUUACACGAUGCGAUGAAUUCCUACACAAGCACACUGCCACCAAUUCAUGUCGUACUCC
Molecule: messenger RNA, 1781 nt
Organism: Laetiporus sulphureus 93-53
Lineage: Eukaryota; Fungi; Basidiomycota; Agaricomycetes; Polyporales; Laetiporaceae
Exons: 3
Coding region: 204-1460 (418 amino acids)
Cellular component (GO): nucleus
Molecular function (GO): protein dimerization activity; DNA-binding transcription factor activity
Source: RefSeq, a predicted model, not a curated record